Molecule: messenger RNA, 1485 nt
Organism: Glycine soja
Lineage: Eukaryota; Viridiplantae; Streptophyta; Magnoliopsida; Fabales; Fabaceae
Exons: 1
Coding region: 328-1212 (294 amino acids)
Source: RefSeq, a predicted model, not a curated record
AGUUAACGUAUCACACAACAAACGACCCACACCAAUGGUCAACAAAACAAUCCCCAACCCUUUUUUGAGUUUUUCCCACAUGAUCCUUCUCUUCACCUUCCCCUCUUGACUAUGACCACGCAUGUUAUAUAAAUAACCACAUCCCUCACACAAACCUUUUGCUACCAACCCAAAAAACAAAAUCACAAACCAACCUUAGCCUAGAGAAAAUUAACAAGCUAGUUUGCUUGUUUUUCAGUGAACUCAAGGAAUACACUUUAUCUCUUGAGAUACGUACUAAGAUUCAUUUAAGAAAUUGAUAUAUUCCCAUAAUUAAUUUGAAAGAAGAUGGAAGUGGUGGUACAAAGUCCUAGUAGUCCAAACAUGGAUACUUUCGAUUUUGGUGGCAACAUGGGUUCGAUCUUUCAAAGUGUUCCUUCUUCACCAAAAGGGUUUGGUAAUUACUACCUAAGCGCACCGGCGAGUCCAUCUAGGAUGUCUGAAUUAUACACCGAAUUUGAAUAUUAUUCUUCGGCUUCACCCUCUUCAUUCGAAGCAGGCAACAAAAUUGAUGAUGACGAUGAAGACGAAAACAACAACGAUUACAGCUUUGCGUUUUACGUGAAUCGCGAUCAAUCAGACAAGUCGUCUCGCUCCGCCGAAGAGCUCUUCGACGGUGGCAAAAUCAAGCCCUUGAACGAGUCAUCACGUGCGACUUCUGUUGCUGAACAAAAAAGAGGCAGAGAAAGAGAGAGAAGUUCUUCUUCAACAACAACAACAAAGUUGUCGUCCUCGAACUCGGGUGUUCGUAGGGUGGCACGAUCACUUUCUCCUUAUAGAAAAUCAUGGGAAGUUGAACAACAGAAAGAACAACCUCGGAUCAUCAGCAAAGAGGAAUCAAGUGCGAGUGUCUUGUCCUCGAGCACUUCUUCUUCGAAGGGUUCGAAGAGGUGGUCACUGAAGGACUUUUUGUUGUUCCGUAGUGCCUCCGAAGGGAGAGGUUCAAGCAAGGAUGCAUUGAAGAAGUACUACAACAAGAAGAAUAGUAACGAAGAAGUUAAAGGGUCGUCGAGUUUUAGAUCCUCGGAUUCGUCGAGGUCAAGAAAGGGAACUAUUUCGGCGCAUGAGUUGCACUACGCCAUGAAGAAAGCAGAGUCCGAGGAUAUGAAGAAGAGAACCUUCUUGCCUUACAAACAAGGGAUUCUGGGAAGGUUGGCUGGUUUUGGAAUCUAGUUAAUUACCAGAUCAUGAUGAUGAUGAUGAUGAAGUUUCGUAUACUAUACCCAGUUGUUGUUUUUUGUUUUUUAGUGAAAAAAAUGUUGGAUUCUUUUGUUAAAUUGUAAUUUCCCUCAAGUGGGUUUAAGCCGUGUAUGUAGACCCAAUCAUUUGUCCUUUAUGUGAAGGGUAAAUAUGUAUGAUGUGAGUUGCAAUUUGCAAAUCAUCGCGGUCAAUUUUAAACUAUACUACAUUUACUUCAUCAAUGCAAUUAUUUUCUUUAUUACCGUA